AUGUCGCGCAACCGCCCAGCCCCCUUGUUCUCGUUGCCGAACGAGCCCUACCUGCGUCGACCCUUUCAUCGCCGCUCGCCCUCCACGUCCGACGAUGAGCUAUACGUAGAUCGAUCCCUUCCAGCCUCUCCUACCUUCGAAGCGGAGGCUGCUCCUGGGCCUUCUCGGGCAUAUCGCUUUGCGGUGGAGGAAGAAGAGGUCCUGCGGCAUGCCAGUCAGGCAUUCCAGCAGCCUCUUGAGCGGCAAGACACGCCAGAAUGGGCGGAGGUGAAGGCGGACCCGGAGGAAGAAGAAGACCUAAGAGAGAUACAGGCAGAGGAUGGGGACUAUGCUGGGGUCGAUGCGCAGCCACAGCUAGAGGAGGAGGAUGACGAGGAGCCGCCGGACGAGAGACAGUGUCGGAUCUGCUUCUCUGGCCAAGAGGAGGAGGAUACCAUGGGCAGGCUCAUCUCGCCCUGCCUGUGCUCGGGAAGCAUGCGGUAUGUCCACGUCCAGUGUAUCAACGCCUGGCGAGGUACAGGGACCAACGCCAAAGCUUUCAUGGAAUGUCCGCAGUGCAAGCACCGCUACACGCUCCGCCGCACGCUUAUAUCCGGUCUCGCAUCAUCGCGCCCGAUCCUCCUCCUCAUCUCGACCCUCCUUUUCAUCGGUCUCUCCCUCCUCGCCGGGCAUAUCCUUCACUCCUUCCUCCUCCGCUCUUCGCCCUCAACCAUAUCCCGCGGCAAGGCCGUCCUCCGUACUCCCAAACGCUCCUACACAUCCAGCAUCUUUGACAUCUUCCAGGAAGACUGGGAUACCUUUGACAACGGCGUCAUCAUCGUUGGCGGGGGAGGCGGCGCCCUAGUGUGGGACGUGGUCCUGGGCUCUAUUCAGACUUUUACGGACGUAGCCAACCGGCUGCUCCUGCGACGCGACGGAUUCUUCUCGGAGCUUGGGGCGCCGGAAUGGGUUGGUAUGAUCGCCUUCGCCUUAGGAAUCCGAUUCCUCCUCGGUCUCGCCGUUCUGGGCAGUCUUAGCUUCCUCUCCCUCCUCCUCUCCCUGUCACUCUUUGCGCCACUCCAACUCGCCAACGGUCUGCGCGGGACCGGCAUCUUCACUCGCCGCCGAGGGAACGGGAACGGGAAUGGCGGCACUCCAGCCGGGCAAAUUAUGAUCGUCCUCUUCGUCCUCAUCGGAGCCGCCAAUACCCUUGUCAAAGUGUACAGGCUGAACGAGCGCAUCACGCAGCGCUUGCUGAUGUACGUCGAGACGCAGAUCCUCGAGGUCAACCCAGCGGAAAGGAGAGGGAGAGCGAGGGAGAGGAGGAGAAAGUGGUAUGUCAUCUGGUGGAAAGAGGGGCGAUGGGCGAGGAGGGAAGGGUGGGAAGAGGUGCGGGUGCGGCUCUGGAUGGGCGCUAGAGAGGGACUUGGACCAGUGUGGGAGCGCAUGUGGACUGGAAGGGGAGGUGCACCGAACGCGAUCGGGGUUGAGGGGUAG
Molecule: messenger RNA, 1476 nt
Organism: Dioszegia hungarica
Lineage: Eukaryota; Fungi; Basidiomycota; Tremellomycetes; Tremellales; Bulleribasidiaceae
Exons: 4
Coding region: 1-1476 (491 amino acids)
Molecular function (GO): zinc ion binding
Source: RefSeq, a predicted model, not a curated record